Hordeum vulgare subsp. vulgare (domesticated barley) is the source of this 888-nucleotide messenger RNA. RefSeq lists its product as uncharacterized. The transcript has a single exon. The record is from RefSeq and is a predicted model, not a curated record. Lineage: Eukaryota; Viridiplantae; Streptophyta; Magnoliopsida; Poales; Poaceae. Bases 343 to 633 code for a protein of 96 amino acids.
CCCAAGGCAUUGGACGGAGAUUUAUGGAAUUAUUCCUUCCCUUCCCGUCAAAGCCUCAAAACCGCAUACUUAUCUGUCACACAAGCGCGAGAGCGGUGCAGCUCCACACGGAACGUGCCUUAGCUUAGCUACCUAGCUAGCUAGCUAGCUGCUACUCCUGCCUAGGUAGCUGCCUGCCUGCCUGCCGGGCCCUAUAAAUCCCUCCGGCCAUGCCCAGCCGCAGAGGGAAAGAUUUCGGCGAGCUGUCCGUCCGUCGUGUUCCACAAGCUCUCUCAUCGGUCAUCUCAUUCGCGGCUAGCUAGCUACGGCCGGCUGCGAGCUCCUGCUGCUGGUUGGUCGGUCAUGUCGACGACGACGCAGAGCGCGGCCCUGUCGGCGAAAUGCGCGGCGUGGGCGCAGGAGCGGCGGCCGUUCACGCACCCGAUCGAGAUCCCGGCGGCCUCCGGCGGGCCGGACGGGCGGAUGGGCCGCGGGGAGGAGGAGGACGGCGAGGUGGAGCCGCCGCACGUGCUGAUGGCGCGGCGCAGGGCGGCGUCCUCCGUGUGCUCCGGCCAGGGGCGGACGCUCAAGGGCCGCGACCUCACCCGCACGCGCGACUCCGUCCUCCGCAUGACCGGCUUCAUCGAGAGCUAGCCCCGCCCCGCCCUUGCCGGAGUGCGCCCGUCUCGCUCGUGGCCGACGGCGCGCGGCCGGGCUGCACUGAUGCAUGGAUGCUGGAUGCAUGCAUGCAGCAUGCCCCUCUUCUUGGGUUGCUCCAGUUUGUAGAGUAAAUAAGAUAGCUGCGGAGGCUAGGACGAAUGUCGAUGAAUUUUCCUCAAUCGGUCUCAUUUGUGAAUUGGUUGGAGUUGGAAGAGCGAGAUGAAAUUAAAUCCGUCGGUGUAAAACUUA